AGAGAGAGAGAGAGAAUGUGAGCAGGGGAGGGGCAGAAAGAGACGGAGAGAGAGAGAAUCCCAACCAGGUUCCCCGCUGUCAGCACAGAACCUGAUGUGGGGUUCGAACUCAAAAAACCAUGGGAUCGUGACCUGAGCCGAAACCAAGAGUUGGACACUUAACUGACUGAGGUACUGGGGUGCCCCAAGCCUUUUUUUCCCCAAAAUUUUUAUUUAAAUUCCAGUUAGAUGGGGCGCCUGGGUGGCCCAGUCGGUUAAGCGUCCAGCCUUGGCUCAGGUCACGAUCUCACAGUUCGUGGGUUCGAGCCCCACGUCCAGCUCUGUGCUGACAGCUCGAGGCCUGGAGCCUGCUUCGGAUUCUGCGUCUCUCUCUCUCUCUCUCUCUCUCAAAAAUAAACAUUAAAAAAAAUAACUUCUAGUUAACAUAUAGUGUAACAUUGGUUUCAGGAGAUAGUGUUGUCUUGGGAUUAUCUGGCCAACCCUUCAGUUAGCAUGGUCAGAACAAAAGCGAGAUGGUGAUGGGGGCGGGGGGUGGAUUUCUGCCAUGUGAGGGGAGAUGCACGCUGGUCCCUCCUCUACCUCUGAGGUCUCCAAAUGUCACGGGAAAGAACAUGCAUUGGCCCGUGUCUAGAAUAAUACAAUAGCGCUUAAAACCUCAGCUAAGAGGGGCGCAUGAGUGGCUGAGUCGGUUAAGCGUCCGACUUCUGCCCAGGCCAUGAUCUCGCAGUUUGUGAGUUCGAGCCCCGCAUCAGCAUCGGGCUCUGUGCUGACAGCUGGGAGCCUGGAGCCUGCUUCAGAUUCUGGGUCUCCCCGUCUCUCGGCCCCUCCCCUGCUCGUGCUCUGUCUCUCUCUGUCUCUCAAUAAUAAAUAAUGUUAAAAAAAAAAAAAACUUUUAAAAAAUAAAAAAAUAAAAAAUAAAACCUCAGCUAAGAGGAAAUGAAAAGCACGAGCAGAAUCACUAAAGACUAGAGCAGAGUGAGACGUUGUAGUUCUGUGUCGCACGAGACGGCCCGUGGUUUCUGCACGAGGGCAGUGGCCUCCAGGAUAUGAAUGGUACCGUGUCCCAGCAAUACGCUCCGGGCGUGCGGGUCGGUCCCAUCCCUCCGGGGGGCACUCGAGAGUCACUUGUUCCUCUCCUUUGGUUUAGAUGACAGCGCUUCCGCCGCGAGUAGCAUGGAGGUGACGGACCGCAUUGCCUCCCUGGAGCAGCGCGUCCAGAUGCAAGAAGACGAUAUCCAGCUACUCAAAUCGGCGCUGGCCGAUGUGGUCCGGCGGCUGAACAUCACGGAGGAACAGCAGGCGGUGCUGAACAGGAAAGGACCUACCAAAGCAAGACCACUGGUGCAGACCUUGCCCUUAAGAACCACCAUCAACAAUGGCACCGUGUUACCAAAGAAACCUAGUGGCUCUCUGCCGUCCCCUUCCGGGGCCAGGAAAGAAACUGCUGUGGCAGCGGCAGCCAAAAGUACCAUCAAGAGGACCAGCUCCUCUGAGCGAGUAUCUCCUGGUGGUCGAAGGGAAAGCUGCGGAGAUUCCAAAGGAAACCGAACCCGCACGGGAUCUACAAGCAGUACUUCCAGCGGCAAAAAGAACAGUGAAAGCAAACCCAAGGAGCCCGUCUUCAGCGGAGAAGAAGGAUACGUAAAAAUGUUUCUUCGCGGACGCCCUGUCACCAUGUACCUGCCCAGAGAUCAAGUGGACUCUUAUAAUUUGGAAGCAAAAGUAGAGCUGCCCACCAAGAGACUGAAACUGGAAUGGGUCUAUGGGUACCGGGGUCGAGACUGUCGUAACAACCUGUACUUGCUUCCAACGGGGGAGACGGUGUACUUCAUCGCCUCCGUGGUGGUGCUGUACAACGUCGAGGAACAGCUCCAGAGGCACUACGCCGGCCACAACGACGAUGUGAAGUGCCUAGCAGUUCACCCUGACAGGAUCACGAUAGCCACGGGACAAGUCGCUGGUACAUCUAAGGAUGGAAAACAAUUGCCCCCACACGUGCGCAUCUGGGAUUCUGUGACACUGAACACACUGCAUGUCAUUGGAGUUGGGUUUUUUGACCGAGCCGUUACCUGUAUCGCGUUCUCAAAAUCUAAUGGAGGAAGCAAUCUCUGCGCCGUGGAUGACUCCAACGAGCACGUACUGUCCGUGUGGGACUGGCAGAAAGGCGAACGGCUGGCUGACGCAAAGUGUUCUAACGAAGCUGUAUUUGCUGCGGAUUUCCACCCCACGGACACGAAUAUAAUAGUUACUUGUGGAAAAUCACAUCUCUACUUUUGGACCUUAGAAGGAAACUCCCUUAUUAAGAAGCAAGGACUGUUCGAGAAGCAAGAAAAGCCAAAGUUUGUCCUCUGCGUGACUUUUUCUGAAAAUGGCGACACCAUUACUGGAGAUUCAAGUGGCAACAUCUUGGUGUGGGGAAAAGGUACAAAUCGGAUAAGCUAUGCAGUUCAAGGGGCCCACGAGGGUGGCAUUUUUGCACUUUGUAUGUUAAGGGACGGCACACUGGUGUCGGGAGGAGGGAAAGACCGAAAGCUCAUUUCUUGGAACGGAAACUAUCAGAAACUUCGUAAAACUGAGAUUCCAGAACAGUUUGGUCCAAUCCGGACGGUGGCCGAGGGGAAGGGGGAUGUGAUCUUGAUAGGCACAACCAGAAACUUUGUUCUGCAAGGCACCUUGUCAGGGGACUUUGCACCCAUCACUCAGGGUCACACUGAUGAGCUCUGGGGACUGGCCAUCCAUGCCUCAAAACCUCAAUUCUUGACCUGUGGGCAUGACAGGCACGCCACCCUCUGGGACGCUGUUGGCCACCGGCCCGUCUGGGACAAAAUAAUAGAGGAUCCAGCUCAGUCUUCUGGUUUUCAUCCUUCAGGGUCUGUGGUUGCAGUUGGAACACUGACUGGGAGGUGGUUUGUGUUUGACACGGACACAAAAGACUUGGUCACCGUUCACACGGAUGGAAACGAACAGCUCUCCGUAAUGCGUUACUCCCCAGACGGGAACUUCUUAGCAAUCGGCUCCCACGACAACUGCAUCUACAUCUACGGGGUCAGCGACAAUGGGAGGAAGUACGCUCGCCUUGGCAAGUGCUCGGGUCAUUCCAGCUUCAUUACUCACCUGGACUGGUCUGUGAACUCACAGUUCCUCGUGUCCAAUUCCGGAGACUAUGAAAUCCUUUACUGGGUGCCCUCUGCUUGUAAGCAAGUCGUAAGUGUGGAAACCACGAGAGACAUCGAAUGGGCUACGUACACCUGCACUUUGGGGUUCCAUGUCUUUGGAGUGUGGCCAGAAGGCUCGGACGGAACCGACAUCAACGCUGUCUGUCGGGCCCACGAGAGAAAACUCCUGUCCACCGGCGAUGACUUCGGCAAAGUGCACCUCUUCUCUUACCCCUGCUCACAGUUCAGGGCUCCUAGCCACAUCUACGGUGGACACAGCAGUCACGUCACCAACGUCGACUUCCUCUGUGGCGACAGCCAUCUCAUCUCCACGGGUGGCAAGGACACAAGCAUCAUGCAAUGGCGGGUCAUUUAGUCCCAGCGAGAACCACGGGGAGCAGAACAGGGGCCGGCACGGACUCGUGCUCCGCCCCGCCACUGUGAUUUCUGUUUUGUUUGAGAAGUUCUGACAAACCUCAGGAAAACCACUCCCUCUACCAGUCACCUUAGCUUAGCGCACCAGUGAGCGUCACACCGGAUCAGUGGUUCACGGUUCUCCUCUGUUGUACAGUCUAUAAAACAGUGCACAUUUAAUACUAAAAAAGAUGCCAAGGUUUACAUUACGGCGAUAGCAACAGAAGUGACUGGCAUGUCCUUCGUAACUUUUCUACGAACCCUUCAAACCUGGUCACAGAAUGCCUUUUAAAAUAUUGUACAUAGGCUUUCCUAUUUCACCAUCUGGCUCGCCAAGUCAAGUAUUUAUGAAAACGAUGAGGUACCGCAUUGUGAUCGCUGUUGGCUAAUUGGUCCUGAGAAGGAUAAACCGAAUGUGAAAGGGGGUGGGUGACUGAUUCGCACAGCUGGAUCAGGCAGUGCAGAUAGGACUUCAUUGGGCUACGUUUUCUAAGGGUUCGCUCAGUCCUCCCUCUGGGAGGCUGAGGCGAAAGGGGUUGUAUUCUCCUUUGCGUGAAGCAGAUUGUGCUCCAGGUCAAUUAAGUAUUUCAGCAGGGCAUAUAGGCAUUGCAGAGUUUCAGUCACACUGUCUGCCUGACCGGAUGCAGUCAGCCGCUUCACACCCUUCUGUUCCCCACUCACGUGGCCUGGAGAGUGGCAAAGGCAUUGAGCCACCUUCCUCUGUAUAGUAAUUGGCAUGAUACGGCAUUGUGCUUGUAUAGGACUAUAGCAGUUCCUAAUAAAUACAGAAGGCUAGGCUUUACUAUUUUAUGCUCAUGGACAUUGUAUAUUUGUAUUUUAAGACCAAGUAGACCAAGUCAAAACGGUAUCUCUUAAGUGUACAAUAAACCCACAGCGGGGAGAAGUUCCGGAAGGUUCCACCAGGUACCAAGGGCAGCUUCUUUUCCUGUCUCUUGUGCCUGGAUGGCUCAUUACGCUACAAAAUAAGAUUGCGUUCUGACGAGUAAAACACAGAUGGCACACAUUUGUCAAGAAGGCCUUAUCCAUUUGGACUGUGUGACAGAUUGAAAUUUAUUGUUUACAUUGGGGAAUGUAUCUCAGAUUUUAAAAUAGAAGAGUAAUAAACAGACUUCAAAACAAAUGCUAAGAUUUCUACUUGUUCUAGGCCAGGAAAUGAGUGGAAUUAUCCGACCUCCACGGUGCUGGUUAUUCAGAGUGGCUGAUUAAGCACAACACUUGGAAGCAUUUCCAUCACAGCUCCCGCCUGCUGCGGACGGGCAGGGCACCGGUAACCAGCGCGUGUUAACGAUGAAUCUGUUUGUAUGUAUCCUUAUCAAAUAUAUUCUAUGACGAAAUUAAAUCUGAAAAGGAUUUCUUAUCGACCUAUAAUCAUGAAACUAUAUAAAUUAAAAGAUUUAAAAUUAGAUACGAUUCACACUAUAUUCUGUUCCACAUACAUAUUUUUUUUUCUCACCUGGGUCAUUGGCAAAUGACACUGUCGUUUGCGUACGGUGUGGAAGCCAGUGAUCAGAUCAGAUGCCCUUGAAGAAUUCGGCUUGCGGUCGCCUGGCUGGCUCAGUCGGAGGAGCACGUGACCCAUGAUCCCGGGGCUGUGCGUUCGAGCCCCACGUGGGGGGUAGAGACUGCUAAAAUAAAUAAAUAAAUAAAACCUUUUUUUUUUUUUUAAUUCAGCUUACUUACCAUACCUAGUUGUUAUUUUACUUGGUUAUGUAAUACCGGCAAAAAUGAUGAUCUUCACAUUCAGAAUGGGGGGCAUACCCAGCUCAGGGAAGGGGAAGGGGACCCAUUUAUUGAAUCGUGAGCUAGAAGAUCUACUUUUAUUUCUGUACACUUCCGUUGUUCUCCAGGCUCAGUCAUGGAAAAAGGAUAUUUAUAUACACUAUUCCCUAUUACUGUCAUCGUCACAUUUGUCUGCAUUUUAAAUGG
Messenger RNA from Panthera uncia (snow leopard), 5516 nucleotides. It is a transcript of the gene EML1, whose product is annotated as EMAP like 1. Bases 1051 to 3531 code for a protein of 826 amino acids. Gene Ontology annotation, biological process: microtubule cytoskeleton organization. Gene Ontology annotation, molecular function: microtubule binding. The record is from RefSeq and is a predicted model, not a curated record. Lineage: Eukaryota; Metazoa; Chordata; Mammalia; Carnivora; Felidae. The transcript has 21 exons. Gene Ontology annotation, cellular component: mitotic spindle.